This is a messenger RNA of Octodon degus (degu), 771 nucleotides long. RefSeq names its product HLA class II histocompatibility antigen, DRB1-15 beta chain-like. The record is from RefSeq and is a predicted model, not a curated record. Gene Ontology annotation, molecular function: MHC class II protein complex binding. The transcript is spliced from 4 exons. NCBI's taxonomy places the organism in Eukaryota, Metazoa, Chordata, Mammalia, Rodentia, Octodontidae. Bases 19 to 771 code for a protein of 250 amino acids. Gene Ontology annotation, biological process: immune response; peptide antigen assembly with MHC class II protein complex; immunoglobulin production involved in immunoglobulin-mediated immune response. Gene Ontology annotation, cellular component: late endosome membrane; MHC class II protein complex; lysosomal membrane.
UCUCCCUUCUCUCCCAGCAUGGUGUGUAGGUGGCUCCCCAGGGGCUCCUGUGUAGCAGCUCUGAUGCUGACCCUGAUGGUGCUGAGCCCUCCUGUGGCCUUGGUCAGGGACACACCACUGCGUUUCUUGGAGCAGAUGAAGGCUGAAUGUCACUUCCUCAACGGGAUGGAGCGAGUGCACCAUGUGACCAGGUACCUCUAUAACCAGGAGGAGCUCGUGCGCUUCGACAGUGACGUGGGCGAGUUCCAGGCGGUGAGCGAGCUGGGGCGGCCCAUAGCGGAGGACUUCAAUAGCCAGAAGGACGUCCUGGACAGCUACCGGGCCGCGGUGGACCGGUGCAGAAACAACUAUGAGCUGGUUAUACUCCUGUCAAGUCGUCGAGUUCAGCCCAAGGUGACCGUAUACCCCAUGAAGACCCAGCCCCUGCCCCACCACAACCUCCUGGUCUGCUCUGUGAGCGGCUUCUACCCAGGCAACAUCCAAGUCAAAUGGCUCCGGAACGGCCAGGAGGAGGAGGCUGGGGUGGUGUCCACAGGCCUGAUCCAGAACGGAGACUGGACCUUCCAGACCCUGGUCAUGCUGGAAGCUGUUCCUCAGAGCGGAGAGGUCUAUGCCUGCCAGGUGGAGCACCCGAGCUGGAGCAGCCCUGUCACCGUGGAGUGGAGUGAACAGUCUGGAUCUGCACAGAACAAAAUGCUGAGUGGAGUUAUAACCUUUGGGCUGGGUCUGCUCUUCCUUGGGGCAGGGCUGCUCGUCAACUUCAGGACUUAG